Messenger RNA from Puntigrus tetrazona (Sumatra barb), 1288 nucleotides. RefSeq names its product dimethyladenosine transferase 1, mitochondrial-like. Gene Ontology annotation, molecular function: mitochondrial transcription factor activity; rRNA (adenine-N6,N6-)-dimethyltransferase activity. The transcript has 4 exons. Gene Ontology annotation, cellular component: mitochondrial matrix. Gene Ontology annotation, biological process: transcription initiation at mitochondrial promoter; rRNA methylation. Bases 1 to 702 code for a protein of 233 amino acids. NCBI's taxonomy places the organism in Eukaryota, Metazoa, Chordata, Actinopteri, Cypriniformes, Cyprinidae. The record is from RefSeq and is a predicted model, not a curated record.
AUGAAUGUUGUGUUUGUGUUUCAGUACCCCAACCUGCACAUCAUUGGGAAUCUGCCCUUUGGUGUGUCGACUCCUCUCAUUAUAAAGUGGCUGGAGCAGAUAUCGAACAGAACUGGGUGCUUUACGUUUGGACGGACAAGGCUUACGCUGACCUUCCAAAAAGAGGUGGCUGAAAGGUUAACAGCCAGCACAGGAAGCCGUCAACGCAGCCGCCUGUCUGUCAUGGCUCAGUAUCUCUGCACUGUCAAAAACUGUUUCACCAUCCCAGGAUGUGCCUUUGUUCCAAAACCUAAAGUGGAUGUGGGGGUGGUGCACUUCACUCCGCUGGCUCAGCCCCAGAUCCAGCAGCCCUUCAAGCUGGUCGAGAGGAUUGUCAGGAACGCCUUCCAGUUCCGGAGGAAGUACUGCCACAGAGGGCUCGAGAUGCUGUUCCCAGAGUCUCAGCGUCAAGAACUGACGGAAGAGUUGCUGCGCAGUGCUGAUGUGGAUCCCACACUGCGGCCCACAGAGAUCUCUAUUUCUGAAUUCAGGGCUUUAGCAGACGCCUACAGUAAGCUUUGCGAGGAGAACCAAGGCCUCAUCGACUAUGAUUUCAGAGAAGAACUCAAACUCAAGCAUCAGGCAAAGAGACAAUUUGGCAACAAACGUAAAGUUCGGAAUCUUCACAACUCGAUAGAGGAAAAUAUUAAAGACAACCACUAAUGCAGCAGUCUCCCUUUUCACGGUGACCGUUUAACCAGCAGGCAUGUAUUAUUUUUUGCUCUUGAAUGGAUGUAUGUAGAAGACUAGCCAGCAGUGAGGUAAAUGAAGCAUCAGCUGAAAAAAAAAACGCAUUGAGUGUGACAUUUAAGCAUUCUGCGAGGGCGAAGAAAAGCUUUUAGAAAACGCAAGGGGAUCAAAAUAAAGUUAUGGGAGAUAUGGUUUGAGAACACUGAAUUAUCACCAUAAAGCUAUUUUGUAGGUAGGAAGGAAGGAAAAUUACGUUAAUUAAUAUCAGUUCCUAGCCACCAUCGCUGUAUUGAACUGAGGAAGACAGGGUUUCCCAGAAAACCUGUCAUAUCAUGAAACAGCUUUGGGGAUGCUUUAAUCAUUUUACAGCUAGAGGCUGACAACCAUCUGUCAGAGAAAAAAAAAAAGUUUGACAUUGUUACCUAAAUAUAAUUUGACUUUGAUGAAUAAAUAAUUUUUCCUAGACUUUUUAAUGUGUGGUAAUAGGAUUUGAGUUCUUUGUGUCCCCGAGACAUGUCUGUUAUCUUCAUAUUGUUCAAAUCCAGUGUUGAAAGCAUGA